GGAAAGAUAAAUAUAGGGAAAAGGAGAGGGAGGCAGAUCAAGAUAAGGAAAAAUAAAUCAAGAGAUAGACAGAGCAGGAGAAGCGUGGAUGCGUAUGAGUCGAGCAAGAUUGGGGAAAGGGAUGAGAGUGCUAAGCUUAAUGAUGACGACAACAGGGAUAAGGACAUUAUUAAGCAAGGUAAGAUGUCCCAUAAUGCUGCUUAUGAACAAAAUGCCGAGGGUUUGUCAGGUGGAGCACAUCUAUCAGCAUCCGAGCUUGAGGAACGCAUGCUGAAAACGAAGGAAGAGAGGUUAAAGAAGAAAACUGAAGACAUUCCUGAGGUUUUAACUUGGGUUAAUAGGAGUCGUAAGCUCGAGGAGAAAAGGAAUGCUGAAAAAGAGAAAGCUUUGCAGCUUUCAAAGAUCUUUGAGGAACAGGACAAUGUUGCCGAAGAAGAAAGUGAAGAUGAGGAGGCAGCUCAGGAUAUGACUCAUAAUCUAGCUGGGAUUAAAGUUCUUCAUGGCAUUGAUAAAGUGAUGGACGGUGGCGCAGUUGUUUUAACACUCAAGGAUCAGAACAUUCUAGCUGAUGGUGACAUUGAUGAAGAUGGCGAUAUGCUUGAGAAUGUGGAACUUGGUGAGCAGAAGCAGCGAGAUGACGCUUACAAGGCAGCAAAGAAAAAAACAGGGAUUUAUGCUGAUAAGUUUAACGAUGAUCCUACUUUAGAGAAGAAAAUUCUUCCACAAUAUGAUGAUCCUGCUGCAGAUGAGGUCAGUAUUUCUUGUCUGUUUCCCCCACUUUUAGUUUCUGCAGCCGAGUUUUAACUCAUUCAUUUUCAUAUAAGGGAUUGAAAUUGGCUUCCCUGUUUUACAAA
Rosa chinensis is the source of this 854-nucleotide messenger RNA. Its product is annotated as SART-1 family protein DOT2. The coding region runs from base 184 to 804 and encodes 206 amino acids. NCBI's taxonomy places the organism in Eukaryota, Viridiplantae, Streptophyta, Magnoliopsida, Rosales, Rosaceae. Gene Ontology annotation, biological process: maturation of 5S rRNA; mRNA cis splicing, via spliceosome. Gene Ontology annotation, cellular component: U4/U6 x U5 tri-snRNP complex. The transcript has 6 exons. The record is from RefSeq and is a predicted model, not a curated record.